Dromaius novaehollandiae (emu) is the source of this 4993-nucleotide messenger RNA. It is a transcript of the gene FRMD1, whose product is annotated as FERM domain containing 1. Gene Ontology annotation, cellular component: cytoskeleton; cytoplasmic side of apical plasma membrane. Gene Ontology annotation, biological process: positive regulation of hippo signaling. The record is from RefSeq and is a predicted model, not a curated record. The transcript has 15 exons. Bases 454 to 2304 code for a protein of 616 amino acids. Lineage: Eukaryota; Metazoa; Chordata; Aves; Casuariiformes; Dromaiidae.
CCACGUCGGCUCCCCCCGCCGAGCCCCGGCGUGCGCCUGCCGUUGGGUCUUGCCGCCCGCUGCUCCCGCCGCCGCCGGCGCCUCGCCCGGCGCAGUGUGGCGGGCGUUGGAUGCUGCCCCGGAGGGGACGGCGGAGCCCGGCGCCCCCGGCCGGCCCUCGCCGAGGCCGUCCCGCGGUGGCAUUUGUUUUGGGAAAAGAAGAGCCAGGUUUCAAAUUUACCUGUGGAAGUGCCUAUCAUCUCUAGAGGCAGCUGGAAAAUUACUGGAACAAAGAGGAAAACAUCUCGUUAAAUGUGGGCUGCAUGCUGUUACUGAUGCUUAUAGCCUUCUUCGAGGAGCAUGGCACUGAAGCUCUUACCUUUUGGUAGGUACGUGGGAUGAAGAGAGCCUGACCCCUGUGCGGAGAGGAGUUCCCUGGAGGCCCGCUGGCGUGGGCAUGAGGAGCUGCCCACAAUGAGCAAGGCGCUGCUGGCCAGCAAGAUGCCACAGGAGUGUCGGAGCAUGUGCGUCUUUCUGCCCAACAGAGAGCAGCUCAGUGUAACCGUUGGGGUCAAAGCCACUGGACAGGAGCUCUUUCAGCAAGUUUGUGAUUUAGUGAAGAUUAAAGAGCCUCACUUCUUUGGCCUCAGCAUUGUUAAAAAUAAUGAAUAUGUUUUUAUAGACCUGGAGCAGAAGCUUAGCAAAUACUUUUCAAAGGAAUGGAAGAAAGAGACAAGCAAAGGAACAGAGAAAUUUAGCCCUCCUUUCGUGGCAUUCUUUAGAGUACAAUACUACGUAGAAAACGGAAGGGUGAUAAGUGACAAGGUGGCAAGGCAGCUCUACUACUGCCAUCUCAAGGAGCAGGUACUGAGGUCUCGGUGCAACCACAAAGAAGAAAUCUACUUCCUGUUGGCUGCCUACAGCUUACAGGCAGACUUGGGCAACUACAAGGAGGAAGUCCAUGCUGGCAGAUAUUUUGAACCUCAGGCUUAUUUCCCACAAUGGAUAAUUGCAAAGAGGGGGAGUGACUACAUCUUGAAACAUGCCCCAGAGAUGCACCGAGAACAGCAAGGCCUGACUGCUAAGGAAGCAGUGCUGAAGUUCAUUAAGGAGUCCUGCUUAUUGGAAGAUGUGCCUGUCCACUUCUAUAGGCUGCAGAAGGAUAAGAAGGAGGACCGCCCGACGGUUAUCCUGGGUCUGACCCUUAGAGGAAUGCACAUCUAUCAGGAGGUGAAUCAUGUUCGUCAGCUCCUCUAUGACUUUCCCUGGUCACACAUCGGGAAGCUAGCAUUUCUGGGGAAAAAAUUUGAGAUCCAGCCAGAUGGCUUGCCCUCUGCACGGAAAUUGGUUUACUACACAGGUUGCCCCUUUAGGUCACGGCACUUGUUGCAGCUCCUCAGCAGUAGCCACCGUCUCUUUCUGAAUAUCCAGCCAGUGUUGAAGCAAAUCCAAAAACUGGAGGAGGCUGAAGCUUCCCCUGGUUUCUCAUGUCUGUCUUCCUCAGAGAAGAAGCGCUACCGGGAGUCCUACAUCAGUGACACACUAGACAUGGACCUGGACCCAUCUGAUAAGAACUCACGUGGCAGUGGGAGCAGUGGAGGUAGCCAGAGGGAUAACCGUCUCUCACGCCAGUCCACAGGGAGUCAUGGCAGCUCUCACACGUCUGGCAUCGAGGCUGACUCAAGGCACCGAGUAUCUGUGGAAAUGUCAGUGGAUGAGCCCUUCAGCAUUGAUAGGAUACAUAGGAAAGAAAAAUCCUGCAGCUCAACCAUCAGCUAUGGUAGCUCUGGCAUUGACAGUGGCAGCAAAGGAAGGGCUGAAGAUGAUGAGCUUGAGCUGGCAGUAGAUGAGCCUGAGGAGAUGCCUGUAGAUGAACCUUUAGAUGGAGAUGAGCUAGAGGAGGCUACUGUGGGAGAAUCUGUUGAUUCACUUCGUCUAGAUGCUGCUAGCUGCCCAGCUAUUAAUCAGGAAUCACUGUCUGUGGUGCAAGUCACACUGAUAAAAAUGAGAGGUCAAAGUGUGGAAUCCCUUCAUCAGGUCAGGCCGCCCAAAGGCAGGAGGUGCACAGACCAGCACAGCCAGAGUUUGGAUGAUAUCCGCCUUUACAAGCACCAGCAUCCACCACUAAGUGCCACGCUGUCUUCGGACACGUCUCACAGCUACACAUUCGGCUGUACCCUGGAGGAUAAGCUGGCUAUCUAUGGCUGCGUUUAUUCCACAGCAGACUGCAAAACCAAGUCCGCCCUUUAUGGGAAGCGAUCCAUGAACUGCCUCUCCUUGGACCUUCUGGGAGAGGACCAGCUCCCAGAGGAAUUUGUGGUGUAAUGAGAUUGGAGCUCUUCCACAUCAGGGAACAGCUCAUCAUGGAAACAGAAGUGAUUAUAUAUACCUCAUUAACCCAUGUGAUGUCAAUCUGGUUCUUGCAGGAGAUUGUAAGUAGCUUUGUUACUCAGCUUCAUAAUCAGUAAGUGACAUCACUUCUGCAGACAUGACUAUAGGGCAAAUUAACUGGAGUGUAGCACUUAAUUUGGCAUUUAAAGCAUCUGUUUAGAAGAAAAUUAAAGUGGCCUGCACCCUUACCAGUGUCAUAACUGAUGUAAAACCCCCAAAUAGUGGACCAAAACUGAUACUGAGUUGUUAAAGAAAGCAUUUUGUCAAAAUGGAUUUACCAGAAAGAAAUUAAACAGUCCAUGUCAGUUUAGCUUUCUGCCUUUCUCUUAUGAUCCAUUUAUGUUAAUGCUAGUAUACAAAUAGAUUUGUUGCCUUGAGUUUUGUGCUGCUUCAACACUGCCAACAGCUGUCAGGCUAGGAUAUACUCUGAGUAUGUCAGCAGGUAUGUGUAUGGUAAAGUCUAGUCUGUUCUCUUUUUAAUGAACAAAAGUCACCCAUUUCCUUUACUGGGCACAAGACCUGCCCCACUGUGAGUUUUUUUCUAGGCGUUUUUGUUUUGUUUUAAGCAUCCAGCCAAAUACAGUGUGGGUUUUCUGUUUUCCUUUGUUCUUUCUAUGUUUUUCUUUUUCUUUCCUUUUUUUUCUUAAUGCAAGAAAUGGAACUGUCAGCUGUCUACUACUUCCAUGAUUAGAUUGGUAGGUAAAUUCUUAUAUCCUAGGGGAGGUGGGGGAGAGAACAAAUGAGUUGACUUGUCCUCGCAGAAGCAGCCAAGAUGAUAACGCUAAUUGGCUCUUGAAGAUGGGAGUGUGACUGGAAAAUUUGUCCAAGCAUGAUCACCCCUUACUUUGAAUCAUAGUUUUUAGGUUGUUCUUUAUUUUUAAUAAAUCUGUUCCUUAGAAAUUUUUAUCCUUUGCUUAGGAGGCAAGUAUGGGCUGGAGAAAGUCACUCUGGAAGGACAAAUCGGGUAAUUAUUAGUGACUUUGUCCGAUUUAGUCCUGGAUAGGGUGAGCAAGUGUGAGUGAAUGAUGCUGUAGGACCCAUGAUGGUGGAAGUUUAGUGAGGUUGUGUGUCAAGCCAGGAGAACGUGUAUGAUGACUCUGAGUCCUACAGAGCUGGCUAUGCUGGCUCUCACUGAUACAAUAGCUAUGAUUAUGCUGUUUGAUUAAAGCAUUUGUUUGGUGCAAAAAACAUGUUGUCACCUUCUAGCAGCUAAAUAAAGGAAUAUUUAUUUGAUUUUCUUCCCUUCCUCCUCCUCCUCUCCCUCCCCCCCCAAGUUGAUUCCCAGCAUUUUUUUUCCAUUAUUUCAAGCAAAGCCAAAAAUGCCUUUCCAAAAUACUGAAGAUAUUUGUCCUGUAUCCAAAAUAAACUCUGCUAAAUGGAUCUAAAUGGCUAAAGAGCAUCCAUCUGCUCAUGAACAGGCUGGUCUUCUAGCCUCCCCUACCUGGGGCCUGUUUGGCAGUAGUCUAUGGAGAGGGGCAUAUCCAUGACCCAGGAGGCUGGUGGCUGUGCUUCAUGGAAAAACCUUAUUCCACAGAAUGAAACCAGCUUCAGCACUGGAUAGAUGGGUCUUAUUCUGGUGGUGCCUAUGUUUUAAUGAAAAAGCAGGGAGUUCUGGUGUGACCUCUCUGCUUAGCUGUUGCUCUCCACACUGUGCUGAUGUAUUAUUUGUGGUUCUGUCAACAGACACUUACUAGAAAAAAAAGGUUGUAAAGUGGGAAGAGCUGUUUGGAAAACUGUCAUAAGACAUGGGACACACAUGCUCACAGCCAUUCACAUGUGUUUUCUCAAAGGCAAUCACAUUCAUACCUGCUUCAGCCUAACCAGCUUACCCGAAAUGUUUAUUACCAUUAAUCAGCUUGAUGUUUUCUUUUUAGUGUUACCAAGCAUUAAAUGGAAUUGGUGAGAAAGAGCAUGUGUUGGAACUCUGGGUAUUUCUAUUUCUGCUAAGAUGACUUGAAAACAGUAUUUCUACAUACACUUGAACUCUUGUUGCCACUAUUCCAAAAUGCUGUAAUGUUAGUGUUGCUGGUUUACAAAAUAUGCCAAUGCCUAACAACAAUGUAACUGGUUCUUGCAUGUGCGUUCGUUGCUUCUGAUGCCUGUAUGUACUUGGAGGCGGGGGCAGGGAGGGUGUAUUUAUUCAUGCCUUGUGGGGAAGGAAAACUCUCCAAGUUUGACUGUCGUCUUUCAUUUGUCUACACAGCGCCCUCCAGUAGUGUAAGCUACAUAUGUAUAUGAAGGGGAGACUGGACACUUUUGUGUGUGUAGACUGAAAAUGAAUUAAUGAAUAUCUUACAAGCACUGUGAAUAUCUAUUAUGCAAGUUUUUGUAUUCAUAUGAAAAAAACCUGUUUCCAGUAGUAGUAGAUUUUGUUAUCUUUAAACUUAGAAGGUCUCUUAUUAUUUUGGUUUUGAUUAGUUUGAUAGAGGGUAAUGUAAGCAUUUAUCAGCUGAUGUUAGGAACUAGCCGCCAAUAUUUGUACAUAUUUGUAAUAUACUCGUGGUAUAAUCACUCUAUUUUAAUUGUAAGCAUUUCUCCUUUCCAUGAAAGGAAUUUCUUGUUUAAAAUAAAAUAUAAAUAAUUAUAUGUACACCUGCAAUAAAGUAUGGAUAGAAAAAGGUAA